Molecule: messenger RNA, 3373 nt
Organism: Phymastichus coffea
Lineage: Eukaryota; Metazoa; Arthropoda; Insecta; Hymenoptera; Eulophidae
Gene: tam
Product: DNA polymerase subunit gamma-1, mitochondrial
Exons: 1
Coding region: 92-3328 (1078 amino acids)
Biological process (GO): mitochondrial DNA replication
Cellular component (GO): gamma DNA polymerase complex; mitochondrion
Molecular function (GO): 3'-5' exonuclease activity; DNA-directed DNA polymerase activity; DNA binding
Source: RefSeq, a predicted model, not a curated record
AUGUCCAAAUCUUUCUAUAAAUGACCUAGCUCUCUUUUAUGAAUUAACUUUUAGGCAUUAAUUCGUUCUGUCUCUUGGAUUUUAGAUUACUAUGGAAUUCAAGUCACACCUUUUUAGUUGUUUAAAGUUUCAUCAAAAGUUGUUUAAAGCAUGCUAUUGUAAUAAGAAUGGAUAUUGCACCAAUAAUAAAUUAAACCAUAUAUCCAUGAAUGAAACUCGGUUCAAUGAAAUGAAUCUUCAAAUGUUACCGAUUAGUUUAUAUAAAAAAAUAUUUGGUGAUGUUGCCAAUCAAGAAUUUAAAAAUAAUGAGGACAUACAGUCAAUCAAAAGUGAACUUAAAAAAUUUGGAAUUUACACUGAAAACAAUAAAUUUAAAAUAUCAGAUAUUAAUAUUAAUAUACCUGAUUUGAAAGGUCUUGAUAUUGAGGAACAUUUCAAACAAAUUGCCUUAGAACAAAUUUAUCCUUACCGUAGUUUGAUUGAGAAUUUCAAAGAUCUACCACCAAUGCCAGAAUCUUUUAAUUUAGAACAAGGAUGGGUACGUUAUCUAAAUCCAGGAUAUGAAUUAGUAGAAUAUCCACGUGAACAAGAGUUAAUUCUAGAUGUAGAAAUAUGUCUAAAAAAUGGACCUUUACCAGUAUUAGCAAUUGCAGUAAGUACAAAUUCAUGGUAUAGUUGGGUUUCAAAACAACUAAUUGAAGGUAAUUGUUCAAGUUUCAUGAAUAAAACAUUGACACCUGAUCUUCUUAUUCCUUUAGAAAGUUCAAAUACAGAUAGUGGUAUAAAUUUGUCACAAUUUCAAUUAAUGCCUAAAAUUGUUAUUGGUCAUAAUGUAUCUUUUGAUCGUGUACGAAUAAAGGAGCAAUAUUGGAUAAAUAAGACUGCUACUAAAUUUUUAGAUACAAUGUCAUUGCAUGUUUGCAUUAGUGGAACUAGUAGUUAUCAAAGAUCUAUUCUUCGAUCAAAAAGUAGUUGUAAUAUGUCAAACAGUAAAUUGCAUAAUUUAUCUUCUCUAAAUAAUUUAUCAGAUGUUUACAAACUUUACUGUGGUAUUGAAUUGGAUAAAACUGUUCGAAAUAUUUUUAUUGAUGGAGAUAUAUUUCAAAUAAAAAAGGAAUUUAAUAAACUGAUGUUUUAUUGCGCAUCCGAUAUUACAGCAACUCAUAGUAUAUUUAAAAAAAUGUUACCAAUAUUUACAGAAAGAUUUCCUCAUCCUGCUACAUUAGCAGGUAUGUUAGAACUUAAUUCGGUUUAUUUGCCUGUAAACUAUAAUUGGAAAAAAUACUUAGAAGAAUCAGAAACAAUUUAUAAUGAUUUGAAUUUAGAAAGUAAAAUUUGUUUAUCAAGGCAAGCAGAUCAAACUUGUAGAUUAAUGAUUGAUGAUCAGUAUAAAAAGGAUCCUUGGAUGUGGGAUCAAAAUUGGAAAAUUAAGGAUUUCAAGUUAAAAAGUAACAUCAUUAAAAAUGUUGACUCAUGUGUAAUCAAUAUUCAUAGUAUUAGAUCAUUAGAAGAAAAAUUUGACUAUUUAUAUAGAUUAAAAUGUUAUAUCCCAAAAAAAUUACCGCAUAUACCAGGAUAUCCAGAUUGGUACCGCAAACUUUUUAAUUUGAAAUCUAAACCAGUAAAUUUAAUGCCUGUAAAACUUAAUAUUAGUACGUCAAUGCUCAUCACUCCAAAACUUUUAGGCCUUAAAUGGGAACAAUUUCCUCUUCAUCAUAUUAAACAAUAUGGUUGGGGAUUCUCAGUGCCUGAUGGAAAUUAUAAUUUAUUUAUGCAUUCUAUAACAGAACAAACUAAUUCUUCAAUCAACACUAAGCAAGUUGCAUGCAAUAAAUUUAAUGAAAUGAAUUCAUCUGAAUCAUAUGAUAUGAAGAAUAUGCUUUCGUAUUCGACAAAUUAUACUUUUUUCAAAUUGCCUCAUAAAGAUGGACUCUUUUCGAAUGUUGGUAAUCCUUUAGCUAAAGAUUUUAUAAAUAUUUUUUCAGAAAAAAAAUUAAUUGGGAUUAAUCGUAGUUCUUCAAGAAUUAUCGAAAUUGCUCGAAUGUCUUCAUAUUGGAAAAAUAAUAGAGACAGGAUUCUAUCUCAAACUAUUAUAUGGUUGGAUAAUAGUAGUUCAAAAGUAACAAAUAGUACAAAAGUAAAUAAAAAGCUUGGUAAUAUUGGAAUUCUGCUGCCACAAGUUAUUGUUGCAGGAACAGUAACUCGCCGUGCUGUAGAAUCAACUUGGAUGACAGCUUCAAAUGCACAAUUUGAUAGAAUUGGUUCAGAGUUAAGAGCUAUGAUAAAUGCUCCUCAACAUUAUAAUAUUGUUGGUGCUGAUGUUGAUAGCCAAGAGCUUUGGAUUGCUUCUAUUAUUGGAGAUUCAUUUUCUAAUUUAAAAAUCCAUGGUGCAACUCCAUUUAGUUGGAUGACUCUAAUUGGUAACAAAUCUAGUGGUACAGAUAUGCAUAGUAUUACUGCUAAAGCGAUUGGUAUUUCUAGAGAUCAAGCAAAAGUAAUUAAUUAUGCUCGCAUAUAUGGGGCAGGGCAAAAAUUUGCUGAAAGAUUGUUAAAACAAUUUAAUCCUUUAAUGACAGACGAAAAUGCACUGAAAAAAUCAAGAAAAAUGUUUUUAAUGACUAAAGGUGAAAGGGUAUAUCAUCUUAAACAAACUUUCAUAUCCAAAACUUAUCCUAAUAAAAUAUACACAGCCAGUGAUGCUUUUAAAAUUGCUAAAUUGCAUAGGAAGUCUGUAAAUGAAUUAUUUAAACAAGGAAAAUGGUUCGGCGGUACUGAAUCAGCAAUGUUCAAUAGUUUAGAAAGUAUUGCUAAGCAAGAGAAUCCAAAGACACCAUUUUUAAAUGCUAGAUUAAGUCGAGCUUUAGAAAAAGAAGUUUCUUACAAAUAUCUUCCUACAAAAAUUAAUUGGGUUGUUCAAAGUGCUGCAGUAGAUUUUCUUCAUCUUAUUUUAGUAAGUAUGCGGUGGUUGAUGCAAGAUCAAGCUCGACUUUGUUUGUCAUUCCAUGAUGAGGUACGUUACCUUGUACCUUCAAAAUAUAAAUAUAAUGCUGCAUUAGCCUUGCAUGUAACUAAUUUAUUAGUUCGCUGUUUCUUUGUAUCCAAAUUAGGAAUGAAAGAUCUUCCAAUGUCAGUAGCCUUUUUUACAUCCGUAGAAAUAGAUACUGCACUACGUAAAGAAGCUAAUCAAGAUUACAUAACACCAUCGAAUCCUCAUGGACUGAGGGAAGGAUAUGGAAUCAACUGUGGAGAAAGUAUAAAUGUUUGGGAUGCUACGCAAAAAAGUAAUGGUUUGGUUGGAAUACAUCCAACUAGUAAUAAAAAAAUUUAAAUUAAUUGUAUUUCUUUACUUACAUUUUUUGUAACUAUGGAAAUA